Penicillium robsamsonii is the source of this 3930-nucleotide messenger RNA. RefSeq lists its product as uncharacterized. Lineage: Eukaryota; Fungi; Ascomycota; Eurotiomycetes; Eurotiales; Aspergillaceae. The transcript has 2 exons. Gene Ontology annotation, biological process: activation of protein kinase activity; mitotic G2 DNA damage checkpoint signaling; mitotic DNA replication checkpoint signaling. The record is from RefSeq and is a predicted model, not a curated record. Gene Ontology annotation, molecular function: anaphase-promoting complex binding. The coding region runs from base 1 to 3930 and encodes 1309 amino acids.
AUGUCCUCACCAUCCACACCACGGUCGACGCGUUCCGUGUCGCCCGCGGGCGAUUCGCCGAACAUUAUUACGCCCGGCCAGAAGAUCAAGGCUAUGAUGGCUCAAUUUGACAGCGAUUCGGAGGACGACACUCAAAUUGCCAAGUCAACAGAUGCGGUCUCGAAGCUUGACCUAGGGCGUGUUUCGGUGCCGGCUGCUGCUACACGCACGAAUGGCCCAUUGCACGACUCAGAAGAGGAUUCAGACAGUGCAGAUGAGGUUUUCCGACCAAAGGGUCGUAUGGCCGCCCGCUUACAGGGUAGUGCUGGACCAGCUGUCACCAACGACGAAAUUUCGGCAUUUGCCCGCGUGUCCAAGGCCAUCCGAUCAGAAAAAAAACAGGGCGAGAAACCCGAGGAGACAGAACCACAACCCACGCCCAUCGGCGAAUCUAGUGAUGACGAUCUACCUACGGCUGGCCCGAGGAGAAAGCAUAAAUCCACAACCAACUCCCCCAGGUCUGAUAACAGAACGAGGCAAACCCCUCCCCGUUUAAGAUCCGACUCUCCCCUCUUCGUAUCCUCCCCAGGUGAACCGCACGCCGACCCAGACACCGAAAACGAAGAUACCGAAACCCCCACUGAGAUGAAACCUAAGGGAAACGCCCGUUUCAUGGCUCUUGUCGCUCAAAAGCGCAAGGAACGCGAGGAACGAGAGAAAGCCGAGGCCACAAAGAAGGCCAUCCGAAAAGCCCAGCUGGAGCAGUUCAGCUCACAGGUACUCUCAGGCGAGGAGAGCGAUGCUGAAGAUCCGAGUUCUGCGAGCAAGCUCCCCCAGAAGGCCCGUCAGCCCCGGAAAGCCAGCAAAAAGGCACUGGAUGAGAUGAGGCAAGAGACUCAGCGAAUGAGCCGUAACAUGCAACUAGCUCACCAGGCCAAGACAAAAAAGAAGAUCACCAAAGAAAGUCUCUUUGCCAAAUUCAACUUCAUGCAACCCGAUACACUGUCCGAGCAACCCGCAGUAAAUUCAUCAUCGGCGGUCGGAUCACAAAAUUCCUCUGAUGGAGAACUACGCACCAAAACCAAAGAUACCCCGCAUACUUCUCCAGUUCCCAGUCAUUUAGAUGCUACCAAGUCCACCGCUGAUUCAGAGCAUGCCCAAGUACGAACAGCUGAUGUGGAUAUGGAUGCGGACACUGAAGAUUUGCCUGACCCGAAAGACCUCCUGGUGCCAGAUCAGGAUCCUGUAUUGUGCAAGGGCAAUGCAGUCCAAGAUAUCUCGAUUUCUGUGCCUGAAUCUAAAUCAGAGGGUGCCAAACUGAAGAGAGUUUCGCGCCCACUGAAACAGCCACCUAUCCGCGUGCUGCUUUCCAGGCAACAGGUUGCUGCACACCAGAAAGAUUCAGAUGAUUCCGACAGUGAUCUUGAGGUGGUAACAGACCCUGGCAAAUGCCGUCGCCUCGCAGCGUUCGAAAACCUGCCUACUAGACAGCUGCAUGAAGACCCCUCUAUGACCAAGCUCAAGGCACUAGCACACCUGACAUCUCCUACGCGAAAAACGGCUUCCAUGAACUCUGCAGAACUUUCCGCGAGUCUAUUAUGGCGGGCCCGACAGCAAGCGGCCAAGGAGCGCCAGGAGCGCAUUGAGGAGCUCAGGGCCAAGGGUGUGGUUAUAGAAACAGCAGAGGAGCGUGCAGCGAUGGAAGAUGACAUGGAAAACCUUGUUGACAGGGCACGCAAAGAGGCAGACGAAAUCCGCCGACUGGAAAAAGCUGCUAGGAAGAAGGCCAAUGGUGACGAUGAGGAAGAAGAGGAUGAUGACUACGAGCUUUCCGGCUCUGACCAGGAGGGUGAUGGCGAAGGAGACGAUGAAGAUGACCAAGAGGAAGAAAACGAGCGCGUCAAUCGCGGCGGGGACCUCAUCGAACAGGAGGCCGAUGAAGACGACGAUUCGGCCGACGACGAGAGUGAGGCCGCUCCUUCAGAUGCAGAGAACGAAAUGCCUUUUGCGAGACGGAAACGACGAAUUCGAGUGAUUAGCGAUGACGAAGAUGAAGACGAACCACAAGCACCCUCAACGCCUGCAAGAGCCCAGAGUUAUGUUCCGAAGUCCGUCGAACGGCCCAACUUCCUUGGCAUGGGAACGCCAGGCAAUAUGUCCCUAGGUCUUACCCAGGCAUUUGCCUCCACAUUGGAUGGUAAUUGGGUUGACACCCAAGCGGAAUCUGCCACCGUACCUUUCUCCCUCCCAGAUCCUGGUCAUGCUGUUCCUCGGCUUCGAAAGGAGGAAUCAGAGAUUCUUGUCCCAGACAGCCAGCCCCAGGACAAAGACUUUACGGAGGACUACACGCAGGGUGUGACCCGAGUCUCAGAGUCGCCUGCGCCAUAUGCCUUCUCGGAGUAUUCCCAAUCCCAGCUGCCCGACCCAACCCAGGACGAGGGCUUUGUAUUCUCACCAUUCGAUCCUGCGAAAAGAUUCAGGGGUACCCCGCCCAUGUCUACCGUCGAUACCGUCCUUGUGGGUCAAACUCAGUCGCCCAUUGCUGACCGCAAACGCAAAAUGUUACGGCGAGGACGUGCAAUUGAACUCUCUCAGGUCGACGAGAAUCACAAUGAAGGUGACUUUGAGAUCGACGCCAAUGCCUUCAAUGUCAUGAAGAAGGCCGUAAAGAAGAAUCCUGCCCCACAAUACAACAAGAAAAACAGCAAGGCGAAAGACAUUGUCGAUGAGGCCGCCGAAGAAUCCGAAGAUGAAUAUGCCGGCCUUGGAGGUCACAGUGAUGAGAGUGAUGGUGAAGAAAACGCCAUUGAUCGCCAAAUGAUCAAUGACAACAGUGGCGAGGUGGUUGAUGAGAAACAACUUGCGGCACUUAAUGCGGUUCACGAUCGCAACCGCGACGAGAAAGAUGUCGCCAAGUUGAUGAGAGAUAUCACCACUGGAGCCCUCCGUCGCCGCAAGAAUGCGGAUGAUGACUUUGACCUCGACGACUCAGACGAUGAGCUCCUAGCACGUCGUCGUGAGAAGCAACGAGAGUUUGCUAAGAUGCGCCGCGCUCUCCUUGCAGACGAGAAGAUCGGCGAGAUUGCCGAGAAUCCCAAGAAGGCCGCAUUUUUCAAGGCUGUUGAGGAUCGCGAAAUUGAUGAUGACUUCAAUAUCGACUUCCUGGAGGAGGAAGAGGUUGACUCCCAAGGACAAGCAUCACAGGACCCUGUUACGGGAGAACAGUCGAAUGAUGCGACGAGCGAUGGCCAAACCCGCAAGCGCCCUCUCGAACCCUCGACCGAAGAUGCAACCAACCGUCCGCCCGCUCGCCUCCGUCGCACCCCCGCCAGCGCAAUGUCCAAGAAACCAGCUACCAUAGCAGAGAUCCGUGAAACGUUGUCCUUCCUAACUGAAACCCCCGAUUACGACUCCUUCCAGGACGAUGCCUCCCUCGAUGAUAGAGAAGACGAGCAAGAAGAUGAAGACACCCCUGGCGCGGAAGAAGCCCAAGACCAUGACGAUCAGUCGCAGUCGGACAAGACGUUCGCCAAACCCAGCCACCCACGCCGCACGCGCGGAGUCGUGGUCGACCGCCUUGCACUCCUCCGACAAGCAUCCUCCAACUCCGCCACGGGCACUAACUCUGGCCCCGCAAACUCCAAGCUUGCAUUCCAUAACGGCAGCGACGGAGAGGGUCCUAUUGGAUUCCGCCCUCCUCAACUUCUGCGUCGUGUUACAACUGGCUCUUCAUCUUCCAGCAGCUCAAACACCUCCAACCGUGUCUCCAAAGCUGCAGCUUCUGGUCCCAAGAAGGGCGGUGCCGUCAACUCGUAUACAGCUGCGCGUGAGCGUGAGCGUGAAAAGGAGCUCCGCAUCAAGCAGCGCAGUGGAGGUUCUAACAUUGCCAAGCUGCUGGGUAAGCAUACUGGUGGUGGUUUGGGUGGGUUGGAUAAGGGCCAAUGGGACUGA